Sceloporus undulatus (fence lizard) is the source of this 3144-nucleotide messenger RNA. RefSeq names its product sphingomyelin phosphodiesterase 4-like. Bases 142 to 2568 code for a protein of 808 amino acids. Lineage: Eukaryota; Metazoa; Chordata; Lepidosauria; Squamata; Phrynosomatidae. Gene Ontology annotation, biological process: ceramide biosynthetic process; sphingomyelin catabolic process; glycerophospholipid catabolic process. The record is from RefSeq and is a predicted model, not a curated record. Gene Ontology annotation, molecular function: sphingomyelin phosphodiesterase D activity. The transcript is spliced from 2 exons.
CAGCUUUUCUAAACUGCAGUCUUCCCUGUGUUUCUAAGCCAAGCAGAAGAUCUUUCCGUGCUUCAUUUUCUUCUCUCGUCCUUUGCCAGCCACAACAAUCCAUCUAAAGAAUAUCUCCCAGCCCUGCCAGCGCCUUGAGAGAUGAGGCCUCCCUUCGGCCACUGCAGGCCACUUCACGAAAUGGCCGCCCCUCAACACAGUUUCCUUUUGGCCAGUUUAAAGGCUGACUGCCUCAAUAAGCCUUUUGUGCAGCGGUGCCGAGACUUAGCUAUGGUCAUAGACGACUUUCCUGCCAAGGAGUUGCAUCCCGUUUUUCCGUGGCUGGUGGAGAAUAUUUUCGGGAGCCUGGACGGCAUCACCGCAGGCUGGAACCUGUGUUCUUUGCAAGGAUACAUCAAGCCAGUGGAGUACGACGUCGCUCUUGCCUUCCUGGACCCCGGAGGUCCGAUGAUGAAGAUGGUCUACAAACUGCAAGCGGAGAAUUACCAAUACGACUUCCCCGUCUCUUAUCUUCCAGCCCCGGUGAAAGCUUUGAUACAAGAACGGAUCCUUCCAGAAUGUUCUCUGUAUCACAACAAGGUCCAGUUCUCUCCCUCUGGAGGUGUAGGCCUAAGCUUGGCUCUCAAUUCGUAUGAGUAUUACAUGUUCUACUUUGCCCUCAGCCUGAUUACACAGAGGAACACCAAUCCGGCGUAUAGUGCCAGCAUGUCGAACAGCGCCUACUUUGUCCUGGUGGAUCGCUACCUGAGCUGGUUCCUGCCCACAGAAGGGAGUGUCGUCCCGCCCCCAUCCUCCAACAUCGGGGGCGCCAUCCCCUCCCCGGCUCCCCACUCUCCUGCCAUGCCCUUCACGUCAUAUGGGAAGCACCCCACCAGCCUCCUGAAGAGGUACGUGGCGCACCAGACUUCCGCCAACGCCGACCCGGCCUCCCAGGAGAUCUGGAGAUCUGAGACCCUGCUGCAGGUCUUUGUGGAGAUGUGGCUCCAUCACUACUCCCCUGAGAUGUAUCAGAAGAUGCAGUCUCUACACAUCAAGGAGUCGUUAAAGCCCACGGAGGAACACGUCCUGGUGAUCCGGCUCCUAGUGAAACACUUGCACACCUUCAGCAACAGCCUGAAGCAUGGGGCGUCCGUGUCUCCGCCGGGACACUUACACACGACAAGUCCUCUGGAGGAGUUCAAGAGGAUCGUGAUCCCCCGUUGCGUCCAGCAGAAGCUCUACGUUUUCCUCCAGCACUGUUUCAGACAUUGGCCCCUGGACACCUCUUUCAAGGUCGUUCUGGAACUGUGGUUAAGCUACUUGCAGCCCUGGAGGUACGCCCCUGAAAAACCCACACAGAGCGCCGAUCAGGGCCCUUGCGACGUCCUGGAGAGGUGGACUCCCUUCGUCCAUGAAAAUCUGCUGAUGUAUACCAAGCUCUUCAUCAGUUUCUUGACCCGAGCACUCCGGACAGACCUGGUCAGUCCCAAGAAUGCCCUGAUGGUCUUCCGGGUGGCCAAAGUCUUUGCUCAGCCCAACCUGACCAAGAUGAUCCAGAAAGGAGAGCAGCUCUUUUUGGAGACAGAUUUGACCAUUCCACUGCGCCAGCACCGCCUCUCCUUGACCCCGUCUUUGGGGGGCAGCUACCUCUCCUGCCGGACCCCGACCCUGACGGAUGCCUCCUUUAAGGUCAAGAGCCACGUCUACAGCCUUGAAGGGCAGGACGUCCAGUACAAGCAGAUGUUCGGGCUGGAUGUCUGGAACCAAGUCCUGCGGCUCAUCCAGAUGAUGGUCCAGGCCCAGCAGAGGGCCAAAUCAAUCUCGGACCAGGCCCUGGAAGCUCUGUCCAACCAGUCCUACUUCUCCUGGUUCUGUCUUGGACCCUCGGACCCAAACUACUCCUACAUGGGCAACGACCUGGACGAAGUCGGGCAGGAGAGCAUCCGGAAGACCGAGGAGUACUUGGAGAAGGCACUCGAGUACCUGUGCCAAAUAUUUCGGCUCAGUGAAGACCAGCUCAACCAUCUGAUGCUGAAUUCGGGGGCGUCCCUGGAUGAAAACGAGAAAAAACAGCUCCCGGAUUGCACCGAGACGGAUGAGGGUCUGGUCUUGACCCCUCUUGGCCGGUACCAGAUCAUCAAUGGUUUGCGGAGGUUUGAGGUGGAUUAUCAGGGCGACCCGGAACUCCAGCCAAUCCGAAGUUACGAGAGUGCCACUCUUGUGAGGAUGCUCUUCCGGCUCUCUCUGGCCAUCAACAAACGCUUCUCAGGCCACAUGGAGGCCCUCUGCACCCGCGGCGACUUCCUUGGCGCCUUUUCCCGUUACCACCUCACCGACCCUUCCCUGGUGUCCAGGGUCAAGCGCAGUCCACUGUCCAGGCGGCGGCCAGAGUGGACGGAGCGGCCAAGGGUUAGCCUGCGGUUUCUAGCCAGCUACCACUUCCUCCUCUCUUUUCUGGUCGUCUACUUCAUGGCUUCAUGGUUCUGUGUCGGGCCCAUAGCCUUUGCAUUCCUCCUCCUCCUUGGAUACCUCUGUUAUGCCUCCGCCAAGGUUUUCUGGACCGAAAGGGGGAGACCCCACCAACAAUGACUCUAAUACCUAUGUUUCCUUAAAAGUCGCUCUUAAAUUCACUCAUUCCUGGUGGCCCCUGAUUAAGGCCACGACCUGUGGGACUCAUUACUUGUGAAUAAACCAGAGUGGCAGCCAUUUUGUGGGGGAAUCAGGGGCUCUGUAUUUUCCGCAAUGUGUUUUGGACUGAUGUUAUAAUUUGAAGUUAUGGUUCCUUGGUAACUCUAGUAAGUUGAAUCUAUUGUAGUCUGAUUUGAAAUGGUAUAAUAAUUGUGUGUGUGUAUGUGUGUGCGCGCCCGCGUAUGUGUGUGCGUGUGUGCAUAUUACAGUUUAUGUAGGUGGGUCAGAGUUCUUUGUGAUUAGUUAAUCUUCAUUUAUUGUGAUAAAUUCGUGUUUUAGUAACAUGUCACAGUGUUAGUUUAAUGUAGUUUAGGUUAGUUUAUAAUUUUAGCUAUAUAUAGAUACUAUGCAUGCACAGUUUUUUUCCCCUUUACUUUUCCCUUUCCAUAUGUCAAGUAUGUUGUUGUAAUUUAGUUCGUAUGUUUUAAAAUUAACAAAUAUAAACCUUUCCAAAAAAAAGUCCAAAAAAGAGAGCAA